Molecule: messenger RNA, 1690 nt
Organism: Melanaphis sacchari
Lineage: Eukaryota; Metazoa; Arthropoda; Insecta; Hemiptera; Aphididae
Product: prolyl 4-hydroxylase subunit alpha-2-like
Exons: 10
Coding region: 94-1653 (519 amino acids)
Biological process (GO): peptidyl-proline hydroxylation to 4-hydroxy-L-proline
Cellular component (GO): endoplasmic reticulum
Molecular function (GO): iron ion binding; protein binding; procollagen-proline 4-dioxygenase activity
Source: RefSeq, a predicted model, not a curated record
UAUAAUUUUUGUACUUUAUAUUCAAAUAAUUAAAUUUACUAUUUUAUAGUUGAAACUAUUACGAUAGCAAUACGCAAGUAUUAUUGUGAGUGUAUGUUAAUAAAUAUGCUUACAUAUUUAGCCAUUGUGUUUUCGUUAUUGAUGUUUAUAGAAGCUGAACAAAGAUGGCAUACAUCACAAAUAAUAUUAUCGAAAUUAUAUGAUCUGCAAAACGACCAUUUUAAUGCAUUAAAUAAAUACUUGGAUUUGGAGGUAAAACGCUUGGAAGAAUUGAAAAAUUAUGUAAACACAGUAUACGAAUGGCGUAACCACAAAAAAACCAACAAAGACUUUUUAUACAAUCACUUGGAUGUUACUAGACUGAUGAAACAAAUGCACCAUCAUUUUUUUAAAAUUAAAGAUUUGAUAGAAAAUAAAUUAUCUAUAGAAGCAUUAAAAGAAAUUGACGAGCAUAAAGAUCUUAGUGGUAAUCAUGUAUUGUUAGCGCAUCUAGCAUUGAGGAGACUACAAAUAUUUUAUGCAAUUCCUGCUUCAGACAUGUCGGCAGGUAGAUUUAAUGACAGAAUCAUUGGCGAUCGAAUGGAUGCAUGCGAAUGCUACGUCAUGGCGAAGUAUUGUUCAAAGGCAAACGAUAUGUAUGGCGUCAUAGAAUGGGCUGUUGAAACGUAUUAUAAAUGGGAGAGUGAUGGUCAACCAAAAUGUGUAGAUUCCGAUAUUUUAAAUUUCUACAUAGUAUCAUCAUCAAUUUAUACAGGAUUUGACUUUAUGAAUUUAAUACAUAUAAAUAGAUCAACCAAUCUUCAAAAAGAUACUGACAAAUUUUUGCAAUAUUAUCAUCUUAUAAAAAAUGAAUUAUUUGAAUUAGAUAAGAAGAGAGCGUUGUAUAUAUUUGAAGUAUAUUAUUAUUUGGAAGGAAGAAUGUGUGAAAACGAAUUUAGAUAUUUAUGUCAACAUGGGGUAUCACGAACAAUAACAAAAUACUCAAAAUGCAGAUAUCAAACGAAAAAUUCAUUUUACCGAAUAUUGAUGCCCUUUAAAGAAGAAGAUAUUAAUAAUGAGCCACUUAUUAAAAUAUAUCAUGAUGUAUUAUAUGAAAACGAAAUUUUGAGAAUUAAAACUAUGGCUUCGGAAAACAUGAGAGAUGCAGGAAUCCUUGCAGCUGCCACCGGAAGUACAUUAAAUGAAAGAAGUCGUUCAGGUCAAGUCUAUUGGAUAAAUUAUUACGAUGCUGUUGAAUAUUUUGAUUCAUUAAAUACUCGUAUAGAAACGUUUACCGGAUUUUCUACGAAGACAGCGGAACUAUAUCAAAUAGUUAAUUAUGGUUUAGGUGGUCAUUAUUUACCACAUCAUGAUCCGUUUCAAAAAGGAAUUGUAUACGAAAAUAUGGAAUUAGGUAACAGAUUAGUAACUGUAUUAUUUUAUUUGACUGAUGUUAAAAACGAUGGAUAUACGGCAUUUCCUAAGUUAAAUAUUGUUGCUUCUACUGAAAAAGGAGCUGCGUUGGUUUGGCAUAAUUUGAAUAUAUUUAAUGGAGAAUUAAUCGAUGAAACUCUUCAUGGGUCAUGUCCUUUAUUGAAAGGAAAUAAAUGGAUUAUGACUAAAUGGCUGUACGAAGAAGGACAAUAUUUGUCUUAUGAUUGGAAAAAUAAAUGAAAACGUUUAAUAAUUAUAUAAUAAUGAAAUAAUAUAU